Molecule: messenger RNA, 2171 nt
Organism: Amphibalanus amphitrite
Lineage: Eukaryota; Metazoa; Arthropoda; Thecostraca; Balanomorpha; Balanidae
Product: retinol dehydrogenase 12-like
Exons: 1
Coding region: 184-1074 (296 amino acids)
Source: RefSeq, a predicted model, not a curated record
UCCACGACCACCUGCCAGAUCGGUGUCCGCGUGCCGACGGAGAAGGUGUGGUCGCGGUGAGGGUAACGCUCGUGUGUAUUGGGGCAGUGGUGGUACUGGUAUCCGUAACCAGGGCUGUGUCUGAAACGGGACGACUGUUAGAAUUGACUGCUGCCGAACGGUAAUCAGUGACAGACAGCCACCAUGCCGUGGAAGCCCAUGUAUCGCUCGGACAUCAAGCUGACGGGGAAGACGGUCGUCAUCACCGGUGCCAACACCGGCAUCGGUAAGGAGACGGUCCGUGACCUGUACGUGCGCGGCGCGCACGUCAUCAUGGGCGUGAGGACCGUCUCCAAGGGCGAGGCAGCGCGCUCUGAGAUCGAGUCGGCCGCCGGAGAGACAGGCGGAAAGAUCGAGGUGUUCCAGCUGGACCUCGAGUCGCUCGCCUCGGUCCGCAGUUUCGCAGAGGCCGUGAACGGAGCUGUGGAGAAGAUUGACCUGCUGAUCCUGAACGCCGGUAAAAUGGCGUGCCCGCGCUCUGAAACUCAGGACGGCUUCGAGAGCCAGCUCGGGACCAACCACUUGGGCCACUUCCUGUUGACGGAGUUACUGCUGGAUAAGGUGAAGGCGGCGGCGCCCUCGCGGAUCAUCGUGCUCAGCUCCUUGGCUCAUGAGUCGGGCAAGAUGAACUUUGACGACCUGCAGCUGAAGACCGGCUAUUCGCCGUGGAAGGCGUACGGCCAGAGCAAGCUGGCGAACGUGCUGUUUGCCAGCGAGCUGGGCCGCCGUCUGGAGGGCACCGGGGUGACCACGUACGCCGUGCACCCGGGCUGGGUGCGUACAGAGCUGGACCGGCAUAUGCCGGCCUGGCAGAAGGUGCUGGCGACGCCCGCCCGCGCCGUGGUCUCCAAGUCCCCCGUGCAGGGUGCGCAGACGACGCUCUACUGCGCGCUGGAGCCCAGUCUGGCCGACAAGACGGGCCGCUACUACGCCGACUGUCGCGAGAAGACGCCGUCGAGCCGCGCACGACGCCUCGAAGACGCCAAGCGUCUGUGGCAGCUGAGCGAGGAGCUGGUGGGCCUGAGCAGCCGCUGACGGCAGCUGAGCGGGCGGCACGGCCAGGACCAGACGGAACAGGCUGCCGCCGACCCGCUGCCAGAGGUGCAGUGAGACUGGGGGGAGCUAGGAGUCCAUGGAGCGACUGAUGGAUUAGUGAUGUCUCAGCUGAGCUGAUAGAGUGCAGAGAGAGGAGAGAAACUGCGCUGAUGAGCACCGAUUCUGGAGGAGGAGUGACGAGGCAGCUUUGCCUUCAGCUGCUGGCUGCUGACGGGAAGAAAGUCAACUUUAGGGGAGAUGUGUCGGUUAGGGAUUCUCUCAGCCGCUGCUGAAGGGAAGAAAGAGCCUCCUACUUCGACUCCAAGAGGGGUUAUAGAUCCUAAUGCUGCCCUUAGAUGUUCUAUAAGGGAGGCGGGAGAAGAUAGAGAGAUUUGAGGCUGCGGCUAAGAAUUAAUGCCUGUUGUGUUACUUUGUAUCUUACUACGAUGAAAUCCUUACUGACCAUUCAUGUGUAUUAUCGAUAGCUGGAUGUUCGUGUUUGUAUGACAUAAGUAGGUAUACACCGCUUUGACGGUAGCCGGGUCGGGAGUUGGAGUUUCGCUGGACAGGGUCACAGUUGAUGCGCUCAAUUGUCUCCGAAUUGUGGAUCAAAUGGCUACUCUCCUACGCCAGAUCUGAACUGCCUUCCGUGCUCUCUGUUUCCUAUGACUUAUGAGUGUGGAAGCCUGGAGAUGGUCUAGACAUGACGAUAUAUCUGUAUGAAUCUUGGAGAUGAUAUCGUUGAUCAAGGCGGAUUGUAAUGAUGAUUUGUAUAAUCGUUAAUAAUGUGUGUGAUGUGAUAAGAUCAAAUCAAAUUAUUUAGCCAAUGUGCUCUAUGACACUUCUGAUACUGGAACGGAAUGUUUGACCCAUGACCUAGACUGAUUUCACUCUGACCAAUUAGAAUGUUCUUAAAGUUUCUUAAAUUUUAUGCCGGAAGUGUUAAGUGUGUUUGAUGUUAUUCUUCCGCUGAUAGGUGAGUCAUUUCCUCUCCAAACCGUCGAUUGUUCUGUUAAUGACAUCUUGAAAGCUGCACUGUAUAUGGUGGAAACAAAACAGACUAUUUUCCUAAUGUCGCUGCAUGCUAUGUGGUGUUA